GGGAAAAGACAGGUCGUGCAUUGGCCGGGAAUCGAACCCGGGCCUCCCGCGUGGCAGGCGAGAAUUCUACCACUGAACCACCAAUGCAGGCGAUGUAAAACUCUCAUCAGAUCCUAUCUCAGCUCACACGGAGUUGAGCCGACCUUGGCCCGGAAAACGGUGUAGUCAGGGAUUCAGCCAAGACUCUUCGAUAGUUGACGUGGGUGGAGCCCAGGCCAUCCUUCUUCCCGCCUGGAUCCGGUCACUCGGCCAUAAAGUCACCCCAUAUGGCCAGGGGCGGCCCCACACCCGGGUGCGAACUGCCCGGGCCCCCGAGCCUCGCGUGCAGGUGAGAAAAACUCAGCCCGAGCCCAGGUUCCCAAGGAGGGGGGCAGCGGGGGACUUCUGGGGCCACACAUCUGCGCUUCCAUUUGGCUCAGGUAGGGGGAGGUGUGAUGUGCUGGGGUCCCUGAUUCCAAAUGGGAGUGCCCUCCCCAAGGUCUGGGUCCAUCCGGCUGGGAUUUUGGCAAGGCAGGCUCCGUGAAAAAACAAGCUGUGGUCGGGCACUGAACCCCAUCCAUCCCUGACUCCGAAGCUAUCUACAAUCCUGUCUUUCUGUGUCCUUGUCCCUGGAAUUCUUGUUGUCCCAUUUAAUCGUCGGUUUUAUCUUCCCAAGCACUUUGUCCUGAAGUUUCCAAGAUGUGCACGCAUCAUUUUGCUGAGGGUCAUGCUCUUAGUAUGAGGGAUAAUCUGGGUCUCAGAUCCAUAUCCCAGUGUGAACCGUGCAGCCAAGACCAGGACCUAGUGGGCACAAAGAGCACAGAUGUUGGGCGAAUUGAAUAGAAGUGACUUAGAACAGCUUCUCUUCUACCUCCAAAGUCCCAGUGGAAGUAGAGGGAUCCAGCCAGCACACUGAGGUGGCCACUAUCCCAAGGAGGAGGUGAAUUUUGGGGAAAGAUGUACAGGAUCCAGCCUAGAGGCUGAGGGGUGCUAACUUUAAUUUCAGGGUUAGUGGAGGUACAGGGAGCCCCCCAGAAAGCUGAGAUAGUGAAGGGGAGGGGAACUCUGCAGCUCACUCCUGAGUUAUGGCCCAGACACCUCAAGCUCCCUCCUCCCCCAAUAACCUCCUGCCUUCAGCUGGGUCCCGCCUCCUUAUACAGCUUUAUGGUCCUUGACCCAGCCGGCGCUGCCCCUGCCCCUCAUUUCCCACACUCGCAGGCCUGUUCCACUCCUCCCCCUCCCACUUGCGCUCCUCCCCUUUCCGGGCGCCUCGUGCCCGGGGCGAGUCCGGCGAGAUCUGGGUGCUGAAGGGGCGGGUCCGGGUCCUAACUAACACCCCCCCCAGCCCCGCCGCCGCCCCUACUUGGGAGCCUGCGGGAUAUAAGGCGCAAGGCGAGCAGGGGCUCGGUCUACACAAGGGUCCGGAGGAGCGAUGGUCACCCGGGAUCGAGCGGAGAACAGGGAGGGCCCCAAGAUGUUGAAGCCGCUUGUGGAGAAGCGGCGCCGGGACCGCAUCAACCGCAGCCUGGAGGAACUGAGGCUGCUGCUGCUGGAGCGGACCCGAGACCAGAACCUCCGGAACCCGAAGCUGGAGAAAGCAGAGAUACUGGAGUUCGCCGUGGGCUACUUGAGGGAGCGAAGCCGGGUGGAGCCCCCCGGGGUUCCCCGGUCCCCAGCCCAGGACGCCGAGGCGCUCGCCAGCUGCUACUUGUCCGGCUUCCGCGAGUGCCUGCUUCGCCUGGCGGCCUUCGCGCACGACGCCAGCCCGGCCGCCCGCGCCCAGCUCUUCUCCGCGCUGCACGGAUACCUGCGCCCCAAGCCGCCCCGGCCCGAACCGGUAGAUCCAAGGCCCCAGGCGCCGCGCCCACCGCUGGACCCCGCCGCCCCAGCGCCUGGCCCGGCGCUGCACCAGCGCCUGCCAGUGCACAAGGGCCCCCCUAGCCCGCGCUGCGCAUGGUCCCCGGCCCCCUGCUCCCCCCGCGCCGGGGAUUCCUGCGCGCCGGCCCCCCUCACCGGACUGCUGCCGCCGCCGCCGCCGCCGCCGCCGCCGCCUCACAGACAAGAGGGGGCGCCCAAGGCCCCGCCGCCCCCGCCGCCCGCUUUCUGGAGACCUUGGCCCUGAGCUUUGAGGGGUGGGGUGGGGGCGGGGGCUGGGGGGUGGGGUAGAGACUCCAGCCCGAGGGCAGCAGAGGGACCCGGGCGUCGGGGCGAGGAGGUGUUGGGGAGGGCGGCGGGGCGCGCGGGCGUAGCGCGCGGGUGAGAUGUGGUCUAUAUUAGAGUAUCUAUAUAAAUAUAUAUUUCCCUGGUUCCUGUCCCUUCUCCCUGCCCUCCUUGCGUCUAGGAUUGUACCCUCUGCCCCCGGCCCAGCCCCAGUCCCCUCCCGAGUCCCUAGUGCAUGGAAUAAAGUGGUUAUUCAAUCCCCGUGUGUCCCCUAGCCAGGGGCCUGCCUUUAUCUCGGCGUCCACGCCCACUUUCCUUCCCCUUCUGUCUCCCAACCCCCAGUCCUGCUCUCCUUGGCCCAAGCCGCGGGGCACACAGGUAAGUAAAGAGCAGAGCGGAGGCUGAGGUUGGACUGAAGCCGGAUGGCAGACACUUGAGAUAGGGUAGGGAGAGGAGGGAUGGGAGCCUCUAAGAAAAAGCCAGAUACAGAAAGGAGGGAGGAAAAAAAAAGAAUAAAUGAAAAUAAAACCGACUCUGGUGGGAUUCGAACCCACAACCUUUGAAUCGCUCUUUCGUCACUAGAAGUCCAAUGCGCUAUCCAUUGCGCCACAGAGCCACCUGGCGGGCGGCGGCGUCCAUCAGCUUACGGGUACUAGAACGGAAAAGGGGCGGGGUGGGGGAGGGGUGCGAGGGAAUUGGGCGUGGCUUGGCAGGAGCGCGUGGUUUGGACCUCGCGGAGUCCUGUUUGAAAGAGGUAGCUUGCCCUAAGCACGCGAGCCAGGUGGGAGUGCGGGGGCGCAGGGGUGGAAGAAACAAAGAGAGAGCAACUGAAUAUGAGCGAGCAAAUACAGAGAUCAAGGUGCCCGCUUGAGGGAUGCUUCCAGGUCAGGCGCACCCCACUCCCAGAUGUGGCCCCAUCCGUAAAAAUAAACUUGUGUUGGAAAUGUC
Messenger RNA from Phacochoerus africanus (Common warthog), 3087 nucleotides. RefSeq names its product hes family bHLH transcription factor 7 (gene HES7). Gene Ontology annotation, cellular component: nucleus. The transcript has 5 exons. Gene Ontology annotation, molecular function: protein dimerization activity; RNA polymerase II cis-regulatory region sequence-specific DNA binding; DNA-binding transcription factor activity, RNA polymerase II-specific. The coding region runs from base 1412 to 2101 and encodes 229 amino acids. NCBI's taxonomy places the organism in Eukaryota, Metazoa, Chordata, Mammalia, Artiodactyla, Suidae. The record is from RefSeq and is a predicted model, not a curated record. Gene Ontology annotation, biological process: regulation of transcription by RNA polymerase II; regulation of neurogenesis; anterior/posterior pattern specification.